Nanorana parkeri is the source of this 458-nucleotide messenger RNA. RefSeq names its product protein MAATS1-like. The annotation marks the transcript as partial. The record is from RefSeq and is a predicted model, not a curated record. The transcript has 5 exons. NCBI's taxonomy places the organism in Eukaryota, Metazoa, Chordata, Amphibia, Anura, Dicroglossidae.
AUGAGCCAGACUGUGACCACUCAGAGCCGGCCGGGCCCCGGCGGCCCCUACAAAGCCAGCCGGACUUACGACUUCCUCUACGAUCCGUUGUACUCAUUAUCCAGCGAGAAGGACCAUGUACAGACCACGUACAAGACACACGUGUCGUAUGACAGAGUGCAAAUGGUUCCAGAAUACCCCACAAUGUUCAGCGAACUGGUCCACCAUCCUCGCUACACUCUGCGCCUGCAACUUAAAGAUCCCGUCCCGCCGUUUAUCGAUCGCCAGUGGCGAGGAAGAGGGCAGCAAAGGCUGCUGGCUCUCAGGCAGCUGGCAGGAUCUCAGCCUGCGCUCACAGCAACCCAGCAACACGCGGAGAAUGAAGACGUGUCUGGACGUAACCGAUACAGAUAUUUUGAGAGGCCCCUGAUGCCGUUUUCCUAUCAGGCCCCAACCAACGUCCUCCUGGCUGCCCCCCG